Molecule: messenger RNA, 5085 nt
Organism: Pygocentrus nattereri (red-bellied piranha)
Lineage: Eukaryota; Metazoa; Chordata; Actinopteri; Characiformes; Serrasalmidae
Gene: mapk7
Product: mitogen-activated protein kinase 7
Exons: 7
Coding region: 187-3597 (1136 amino acids)
Biological process (GO): intracellular signal transduction; cell surface receptor signaling pathway; protein phosphorylation
Cellular component (GO): nucleus; cytoplasm
Molecular function (GO): MAP kinase activity; ATP binding
Source: RefSeq, a predicted model, not a curated record
ACUCCUCGGUCAAAGCCGCAGCCGAUUGGCCAUUCACGCUGCCACUCAUAACCAACGCGGAAGAAUACGAGGAAGUGGAGCAGGCUUACAGUUGCCUUAGUGCGGUUAACGUUAGCAGACAGACAUGGUUCUCCAGAAGCGUUCAGGAUUAUCGCGGCCCCGGUAGUUUUUCAGGUUUCAUUCAGGAUGUCGUCCAACGAGGUGGAGAAAACCAAAAACAAUGACUCGGGGUCAGUCUGUGACUCUGUAGACACCAACAGCAAGAGGGAAAGCGACAGUGUCAAGAGCCGCCAGGGAUCUGUGGGAGAACUUCACGCUCAGCCUGCUAGUGACACAUCUAGCAAUGCAGAUGCAAGCACGGUGGCUGCGAAGAACCUGGCUCUGCUCAAAGCCCACUCCCUAGAUGUGAAGUUUGAAGUCGGUGAGGAGUAUGACAUCAUCGAAACCAUCGGCACGGGCGCGUAUGGUGUCGUCUCGUCCGCCAGGAGGCGGGACAAUGGCCAGCAGGUGGCGAUAAAGAAGAUCCCAAAUGCCUUUGAAGUGGUGACGAAUGCUAAGCGCACCCUCAGAGAGCUCAAGAUUCUGAAGCACUUUAAACAUGACAACAUCAUCGCAAUUAAAGACAUCCUUCAGCCUGCUGUACCUCAUUCGGCCUUCAAGUCUGUCUACGUCGUCCUUGACCUCAUGGAGAGCGACCUGCAUCAGAUCAUCCACUCGAGGCAGCCCCUGACCCCUGAGCACACGCGCUACUUCUUGUACCAGCUGCUGCGAGGCCUCAAGUACAUCCACUCAGCCAAUGUGAUCCACCGUGACCUCAAACCGUCCAACCUUCUGGUGAAUGAGAACUGUGAGCUGAAGAUCGGUGACUUUGGCAUGGCCCGGGGCCUGAGCGCCGCGCACCCGGAGGAGUCACGCUCCUUCAUGACGGAGUAUGUGGCUACUCGUUGGUACCGUGCACCAGAGCUCAUGCUGUCCCUUCACCACUACAGCCUGGCCAUCGACCUCUGGUCAGUGGGCUGCAUCUUUGCUGAGAUGCUGGGCAGGAAGCAGCUAUUCCCCGGCAAACACUACGUGCAUCAGCUGCAGCUGAUUCUGUCCGUUCUGGGCACUCCACCCGAGAGCAUCGUAGGUGCCAUUGGAGCUGAAAGGGUUCGUUCAUACGUCCAGAGCUUGCCCUCCAGAGCUCCCGUGCCCUUCUCCAGACUUUACACCCAGGCCGAACCAGCUGCACUGGACUUGCUGGCCGCCAUGCUGCGUUUCGACCCUCGUGAGAGGAUUAGUGUGUGCCAGGCUCUGGAGCACCCCUACCUGUCCAAGUACCACGACCCGGAUGACGAGCCUGUGUGCGUUCCCGCCUUCGACUUUGAGUUUGACCGGCAGCCAAUGGGCCGAGAGCAAAUCAAAGAGGCCAUCCUGGCCGAGAUCCAGGACUUUCACCAAAAGAAGCAGGGCAACCGGAAAAAGAUUCAGUUCAAACCGUUGCAUAGAGCCAGCAGUGCCAGUUCUGGUCCACCAGGGGGUGCCAUGCCUAAUAACACCCAUUCAACAGUGCCACAGACAAGCACUACGCAUUCUCAGCUGCAGAAACCGCGUCAAAAUUUGGCAGCCCUACCGACUAAUUCGGUUCCUCUGUUUCGUAAGCAGGCUGACCAUCUCACUCAUAAUUUGCCUCCCUUGACCCAAACAGGAAGCUGCCAGGACGUGGACAUGCCCAGUGCCAACUCUGACGGCCAACCGGAAACCAUAGAUCUCACCACACCCACAUCAAGCCAGGGCACGCCCCCCUGUGAGUCGAUGAAAGAGUGCACAAAGCAGGAGCCUGCUUCACCAAGUCAGGCUCCUCCCAGGCAGCCGCUUCCUCAGAUGACCUCUACAUCGCUGCCCAGCCUUCCUCAGUCCGGUCCCUCUCUCUCCCUCUCUCAGUCCCAGGCCCAGUCUCUCUCUCAGUCGCUUUCACGCUCACUUGGAAAAGGGGCAAAAGCAACAACUGGGGAGACCACCAGGAAGGAAGGAGCGAUUUCAGAUGACACCAAGGCGGCCCUCAAGGCAGCCUUGCUUAAGUCAGCACUGAGACAGAAGGCACGAGAUGGGGGUUCUGCAGCCGUAGGCGUAGACCUUUGUGGAGGCUUCGGAGGCUCAGCUUCUUUGCUUUCCUCAUCUGGUCCAGAACACAGGAGACCCGUUACUGCACAAGAGAGGCAAAGAGAGAGGGAGGAGAAACGAAGGAAGCGUCAGGAGCGAGCAAUGGAGCGAAAGAGGAAGCUUAAGGAGAAGGAGAAAAAGGAGGGCAAGAAAGGGGAAUCUUUGGGUGGGGUCUUGCUGAGCGACAACGACAAGAAGCUGUUGGAGCGGUGGGGGCGAAUGAUGGAUGGCCGAGGGGACAAAUCCCAGGCCACGGACAACGUCCCCGCCAAGACAAAUGACAAAAAGGCAGGUUCUUGUCAAAUACAGGCAGGCAAAGGCCUGAUACAGAUGCCCUUAGACACGGGAGACUCUGCGCCUGCCAAACAGCCGAAUGAGCUGCCAACCUUCAAACCGCCCCAGCAGAUAGUGCCUCAGAUCGGACAAUGUGUGGCAUCAGGAAUGUUCCAUCCACCUACGACCUUCAGUUCCCUGCCAAUCUCCCUGAGUUCAAAUGGGGACGUUGGGAUGGUAGCCAUUGGUGGAGGUGGAGGUGUGGGUGUGGUCGAUGGAGGUGGGGCUCUGAGCCUAGUUGGAAGUGGGACUAUUGGUGUGAUGGCAGCUCCGUGUGCCUUUGCCAAAAGCAACAUGCUUAAACCUCAACCCCAAGCUCCGUUCCUUGGGGGCGGGACCGUAUUCACCUCCCUUGACAACUGGACAGGAGCCCAGGCCACCGUAGGAGCAUCUCAGCAGGUCCAGCCUCCCCCUCCACGACUAAGCCAUCCGGCCCACACAAACUUCCCCGGGCAGCCUGCUCAGAUCCCUCAAACCCAGCCUCUUCAGCACCCUCAACAGACGCCAUCUCGUAACCCCCCUGUCAAGCUGCUCCCCUCGGACACCUUCAUCUCCAAGCCUCCAUCCCUCACCCCCAACGGGACGACCACAAGAGUUGGUCUGCAGGACACCAGCACGCCUCUGCCUGUCCAGGACCCUGUAGGUGCUCCUCAGUCUCUGGACAAGCUCUGUUCCGUCCUCGCUGAGCAGCAGAAUGGUGCUAAUUCACAGGGGCCUUCUCACAUUGCUGGAACAUCAGCCCAGCCCUGCCUGAGUCUCUCUGACACAGGACCACCUGGGACCAGCAGGGCACUGGACAUCCAUACAGUCACACUACAGCUUUCCAAGUCACAGGUUGAAGAUAUUCUGCCCCCAGUUUUCUCAGUAACUCCUAAAGGGAGCGGGGCAGGGUAUGGGGUCGGCUUUGACCUCGACGACCUCCUCACUCAGUCUCUCACUGACCUCCAGCACUCGGACCUCAGGGAAAGCCACAAUGACUCCGCCCCCCUCUCCGCAUCCUUGCUCUCUGAUUGGCUGGAAGUGCACCGCAUGACCCCUGCAGACCUGGAAUCACUCCAGCAGGAGCUUCAGCUUGGAUCGCCCAUGAUUCUCUCUGAUAACUCCACCCUCCCUGAGACCUGAUGACUCCAUUCAUCUGCUCGCCCCUCCGUUGGGUCUAUUGCAGUUAGAAUGUGAACAGUAGCAGCACAGAGGCAUCUCUGCCAGCGUGUUAGCACAGCCUGGACCUUCUGGUUCUGUAGAUUAAGUGUUGUUCCUUCUCAGCACCUUAUGUUCCACUCAAGCUCAUGUACUGCACAUCCUCAGUAAGUGCCAACUGGACUCCACACUCAGCCUGACAUCACGUUUAAAGGGUAGCUAGUCUUCUUCAACCAAACCCCUCUCUUAUCUGUGGAUUGCUGUUUACCUUGCGGACCUGUUCACAUGUGUUCUUCCUCAGGCCUUACGGAUUAGGCUCAGGCUUUACCUCUGUGAAUCAGUGGUUGAAGGGAAGUUCCAGUGAUUUUUCAAAAUUUCUAAAUAAUUCAGUGUCGUAAAACAAGGUCAGUCAUCGGGCUGUGAAUUCAUAGCCAGUUCAUGUAAUAACUUUGUGAGGAAGUUCUUAGAGGUUCUGGUUCCUGUCACCACCACUGUGAACAGUUCUGGCUCUUAAGUUUCUCUAAAACGGAGCUUUUCACACCAAGCCACUCUGUUUACAUCUUAUCCAUUUCAUUGUGGAGAAAUUUUUUAAAAUUCAAUGGACUUCCCCUUUUAUAGGUGCACAGUUUUUGAUGCAUUCUCACCCAUGACCAGUUAUGAAGACAAUGACCUUGCUAGCAUUUUUGGUGCUAAUAUGACCACAGUCUAAUCACAGGUACGAAAGCAGGACCUUUGGGUUGGAAAAACACCUUCGUUUAACACCCUCAGCACAAGAUAUGAAAAGCUGACAUAGUUAAUGUCAAAUUUAUAUGAUCUAAAGUUUAAACUGGGGCCCGACCGAUACUAAAAUGGACUAGUCUGAUAACUGAUAUAAUUUUAUAUUUGUCAGUCAUUUGUUAGUAAUGAAAACAUCCAAAACCCUGAAAUUCAACACUGAAACCAAAAUAAAGUUGUAAGAUUAUUUUGAUCAAGUUUUAAUUAUGUGUGUGUGUGUUUUUAGCUGUUAUUUGUGAAUUUUUCUUCUUUUUUUUUACUGAUACUGAAAAAAGCAGUCUAUCAGUCGGGCCCUACUUGAACCAGUUCAUGCCUAAAUCUUCAAGGCAAAAACAAAAGAUUUGCCCAUUUAGUGGCAAAAUCUAGAAGGUAAAAAAGGUAAAAGCUGUAGAAAGCAAGUGUCUGAACUCGUGUGCUCAACAAACCGCAGCAGUGGCACAGAGUUCACUCAAAGUGCAGACGGAAAACACCAAGGCAGCGACCGGAGGCCCCAAAAUCACUGUGAAAGCCAGCACAGCCCAGCGCACUCCAGAGUGGGGGAACCACGACUGGUGGCUCCCGAGUGCAGAAUUCAGCACAGACCAGUCAGAGCAGAUCGAUUCAGUUCCUUUAGGCCUUGUAGGAGUUUGUGUUUGGAUAACCGAUUUUGCACCAGCAUCACAACGAACGUGUUUCAAAUAAAGGAACCAAAAGGACAAA